AGAAAUACACUGGUCACGUGAUCUGUUUGCAAACAUCAUGGCGGCACCCAUUGCUACGAAGUGGUCAUGUAGAUCAGGUUGGCCUGCGUUACUCCAGAGGGUGGCAUGGGGCCCCCCGUGCCCCCCGUGCCCCCAGCAGUGCCCAGCUGGCCUCCAGCGUCCCCCGCACCGCUGCUUCUUCUGGAGGAAGUGGCACCACUCCCACAAUGUGGUGCGCCCCGCUGUGGUCCGACCUCCCUACGUCGUGCCCAAACACAUCCAGAGGCCUGACUAUGUGUCCUCCAGUUCUGUUCCUGAUUGGCCAAACUACAUCGAGAUUAAGGAUGAGGAGCAGAUUGAAGGUCUAAAGAGGGCUUGCCAACUUGCCAGACAAAUACUGCUUCUAGCCGGAAGAAGUCUCAAGGUUGGCAUGACGACAGACGAGAUAGACUUCAUAGUCCAUCAGGAAGCGAUCCGCCACAAUGCCUACCCCUCCCCACUGAACUAUGGGGGUUUCCCAAAAUCUGUCUGCACCUCCGUCAACAACGUGGUGUGUCACGGCAUACCAGACAGCCGUCGGCUUCAAGAUGGCGAUAUCAUUAACAUCGAUGUGACUGUUUACCUGGAGGGUUACCAUGGUGAUACCUCCGAGACCUUUCUAGUUGGUUCUGUGGAUGAGGUAGGGAGGAAGCUGGUAGAUGUGGCGAGACGUUGCCGUGACGAGGCCAUCGCCGCCUGCCGCCCUGGUCAACCCCUCUGUGUCAUCGGCAACACAAUCAGUGACACAGCUUAUACCCAUGGGUUCAGUGUAUGUCCCUACUUCAUUGGGCAUGGAAUCGGGUCUUAUUUCCACGGCCACCCAGAGAUAUGGCAUCAUGCCAAUGACAAUGACUUGCAGAUGGAGGAGGGCAUGGCCUUCACUAUAGAACCCAUCCUAAUGGAGGGAUCCGCAGAAUUCCGCAUCCUGAAGGACAAGUGGACUGCCGUCUCUGUGGAUGAUAAAAGAUCAGCCCAGUUUGAGCACACUGUCGUCAUCACUUCUGAUGGUGUUGAAAUUCUCACCAAGCUCCCUGAAGAAUAUUAGUGUGUGUGUGUGUGUGUGUGUGUGUUUUUUCUGUAUGCUUGUAUGUUUAUGUUUUUGCUAUUUGCAAGAAUGAUUGUGUGUGUGUGUAUUUGUAAAAUAAAUGUGAUGUGAUCUGGGAAAACAGUUCACAUGGUGCAAUUUUACCAAUUUAUGAUUCUGAUACCAUCCUAGCAACAUCCAAGAUUUUGGGAGGAUGGCAUCCAGGAUUUUGCUAGUGGACAGUGUCCAGAAUGUUGCUAGGAUGGUAUCAGAAUCUUUCACCAUUUCACAAGAGAGGGUUUAAAUGGAGCAAAAAUCAAGGAUUUUUGAGUGGACCAUGUGAAGGGUUUCCCUAGAUCGCAUCACAAAUGUGUCAGGAUGACUUAGGCAUUGUUUCUAAAACACUACACAGGGACACUGAGCUGAACUCUUCCUUGUAAGCCUGCAAUGUGAGAGUAAGUGUUAUUUAAGUAAAGUUUUGUCUUUCUUUAAAA
Molecule: messenger RNA, 1536 nt
Organism: Alosa sapidissima (American shad)
Lineage: Eukaryota; Metazoa; Chordata; Actinopteri; Clupeiformes; Clupeidae
Gene: metap1d
Product: methionyl aminopeptidase type 1D (mitochondrial)
Exons: 10
Coding region: 38-1063 (341 amino acids)
Biological process (GO): proteolysis
Molecular function (GO): metalloaminopeptidase activity
Source: RefSeq, a predicted model, not a curated record